ACAUGUUAGUACAUUUGUACAGGUUCACAUUCUCUCAAAUCUCUCUCCCGCAUCUCUAGAGUAUACUCCAGACUGUAGACAUUCAUCGGAGUUUGAACACCGUCUACCGCACUCCAUUCUCCAUUAUCCAUUUUUCUUCCUUUUCGUCGUUUCUGAUUUCCAUUUCCUUAUCCUCCCUCUACUUUAACUACUGGGUAUCUAAUUUGAUUAUUAAGGGUCUACAAAAUCUAUUCUUCAUUGAACAUUGACUGAAUUAGGGUUCCCUUUACCGCUUUACAAUUCACCAUAUUCAACACUUUGCUAUAGAAGCCAAAUCCUAAUCAAUUAGGGUUACGUUUACGCUAUACAAUUCACCAUAGUCAACAGUUUGCUGUUCAACUAAAGAUUUAUUGUUGAUGGCACCCCCGCCUGCGGUCGUUCAGCUGCCUCUUGCAAUUACUCCUGUGGGAGAUACAGGUUUUUUGGGAUCAUGCCAUUUAAAGGGAAAUUUGUUACAUCCUGAUCGUGUGACCUCUAAGGUUUCCUUUUUUAGAAGCUGUCGAUUUCUCGGAGUUGCAAGUACAAAUUCUCUUCAUCCAAAUAGUUUUCUUGAGCUUGUGGCUACGGAUGGACAUCAUAUGCACUUGAAGAAAUCAAUGAAGUACAGAACUUCAUGCAUCCAGAGAAUAUGUUCCUUCUGCCAAUAUAAUGAGCCUGCUAAGAGAAGUGAGAGGUCUCAUAUUAGUCGGAAACUGCACUUUUUUAGGUCACUGAGACAUAUAGCAGCAAGGUCAGAUAUUAUUAGAAGUGGAGCUCCUGAGGCUGCUUCCCCUUUUCCAGAGGCAGCUUUUGGGCCCAAGGCUCGCGGAGUCUGCUUCUACGCUGUCACUUCCACAGUUGCUAUCUUUCUCUUUGUGCUGAUGGUUGUUUUUCAUCCUUUUGUUCUUGUAUUUGAUCGAUAUCGAAGAAGAGCACACUAUUUUGUUGCCAAAAUGUGGGCUACAACAACCAUUGUUCCAUUCUUUGAUGUGGAAGUUGAGGGAUUGGAACAUUUACCACCACCAGAUACACCUGCUGUUUAUGUUUCCAAUCACCAGAGCUUUCUUGACAUCUAUACUUUGCUUACUCUUGGACGAAGCUUCAAGUUUAUAAGUAAAACCUCCAUUUUCUUGUAUCCAAUCAUUGGAUGGGCUAUGUAUUUAAUGGGAGUUAUACCACUGAAGCGCAUGGAUAGUCGAAGCCAAAUGGACUGUCUUAAGCGGUGUAUGGAUCUUAUCAGGGGAGGUGCAUCUGUAUUCUUUUUUCCAGAAGGAACACGGAGUAAAGAUGGGAAUUUGGGUGCUUUCAAGAAAGGCGCAUUCAGUGUUGCAGCAAAAACUCAAGUACCGGUUGUACCCAUGACAAUCAUCGGAACUGGUAGGAUCAUGCCUGCCGGCAAGGAGGGUUUGCUUAACCCAGGGUCUGUUAAAGUUGUUAUACAUCCAUGUUUGAUGGGAAAGGACGCUCAAGUAUUGUGCAAUCAAGCUCGAACUGUUAUUGCAGGCACACUCAUUCAGCAAGCUUAAGAGAAUCAGUUUAUAAAUUUACAUUAUUGGAUGCGCCUAUUUCUGAAUUUACUGGUUGGAUUGACAAUACAUGAAUUAUGAUUCCAAAGGUACGUGUUCAAUGCAGGCAUAUUGGUUGGGCCUUACGAGCAAAAUUUUCAUUCCUUAUCUGUCAUACGAGGAAGUUGCUUUGUCAUGCGUUUAGAGUUCUUUGCUAUAUAGAACGGCUGUUACUUUUAGGGCACUAGUUCACCGAGUUUUCACUGAAGUUUCCAUUUUGUAUCUGUUUAUAUCAUAUGUAGCUUAAUAUCAGGUUUUUUUUCCUCUAAUCUACCAUCAGUGUUUUGAUUAGUUGUACAGAUUUUAGACAAUUCUCCGUAUAGUACAAAUAAAAGUCAAUACAUGAACUUUUGCUCGGUUA
Molecule: messenger RNA, 1944 nt
Organism: Amaranthus tricolor (Joseph's coat)
Lineage: Eukaryota; Viridiplantae; Streptophyta; Magnoliopsida; Caryophyllales; Amaranthaceae
Product: 1-acyl-sn-glycerol-3-phosphate acyltransferase BAT2, chloroplastic
Exons: 10
Coding region: 396-1544 (382 amino acids)
Biological process (GO): phosphatidic acid biosynthetic process
Cellular component (GO): membrane
Molecular function (GO): 1-acylglycerol-3-phosphate O-acyltransferase activity
Source: RefSeq, a predicted model, not a curated record